Prorocentrum cordatum is the source of this 588-nucleotide messenger RNA. The record is from the annotation of a GenBank genome assembly. NCBI's taxonomy places the organism in Eukaryota, Dinophyceae, Prorocentrales, Prorocentraceae.
GACUGCAUGCGCUACGGCAUGGACGGGGCGGACCCGAUGGCCGACGACAGGCUUCCGCUGCGGGACUUCCGGGCGGAGAUCACGUCCGUUCAGGGCUGCGCGGGGGUCCACAUUCAAGGGGUACUGAACCUGCUGGACAACCUCGAGGAGGAUGGCGGCACCCGGGUUGUUCCAGGAUUCCACAAGGCCUUCCCAGAGUGGUUCAAGGCGUUGGGGCCGCUGGAGCAAAACCUGUUCCAGAGCGGGCCGCAUGACAACUUUGUUCUUCGUCGCGCACAUGGCGGCGGCAGCUUCAAGUUCUCGAACCUGGACCCGAUACACAAGUUGUCGCACAGGGUUCCCAUGCGUGCCGGCAGCAUGCUGAUCUGGAACCAGCUGGUGGUGCAUGGCAGCGUGGCCAACAACUCGAGAAAUUUCAGGAUGGCCCAGUUCAUCACCGGCUUCCGCGCCGCGGAGUUGUCUCCGGCGCGCGCAUGGGCGAGGAGAGCUGCCGUGCUGCAGCAGGUGGCCGCGAACGGCCUCCGCCUUGGGCCGCUGGCGCCGCACGUGUUCGGUGCCUGCCAGGACGACGUGGAUCGAAGAGGCUGA